Molecule: messenger RNA, 840 nt
Organism: Arctia plantaginis
Lineage: Eukaryota; Metazoa; Arthropoda; Insecta; Lepidoptera; Erebidae
Source: the annotation of a GenBank genome assembly
AUGGACGGCGCCAGAGCUAGACUGCGGUGCGCGGAGCGGGCGCACGUGGGCGACGACGGCGCGACGAUGUCAAAACAAUGGAAUUAUCAGGGUCACUAUUUUGAACUUGGUACUAGAAACAUGGCUCUGCCUCAGAAAAAGUAUUAUAGACAACGUGCACAUUCUAACCCGAUUGCUGACCAUUGUUUUGAUUAUCCUUCCCACCCAGAUGAAUUUAACUGGUCACUGUUGUAUCCGAAACUCGAAGAGGAAAAAACAAAUAAUAAACAUGUUGAAUUUUUAGAUGUUGGAUGUGGAUAUGGAGGCUUAUUAGUUACACUUUCACCAAUGUUUCCUGAGAGCUUAAUGCUGGGACUAGAAAUUCGUGUGAAGGUAUCAGAUUAUGUGAAUGAUAGAAUUCAAGCACUGAGAUCCCAACAUACUGACCAGUAUCAAAAUGUUGCUGUUUUAAGGACUAAUGCUAUGAAAUACUUACCUAAUUUCUUUCACAAAGGGCAACUAAAAAAGAUGUUCUUCCUCUAUCCAGACCCUCAUUUCAAGAAAGCAAAGCAUAAGUGGAGGAUAAUAAAUAAAUGGCUAUUGUCAGAAUAUGCUUAUGUUUUAGCUGAACAGGGUAUUGUAUAUACAAUUACUGAUGUAAAGGAUCUUAAUGAGUGGAUGGUCUCCCAUUUUGAAGAGCAUCCAUUGUUUGAAAGAAUUACUGAUCUGGAAUUGAAAUCCGACCCAAUAGUGGAUAAAUUGUAUGAAAGUACAGAAGAAGGUAAAAAAGUAACCAGAAACAAUGGUGAUAAGUUUGUUGCUAUUUUCAGAAGGAUUCCAGAUAAUAAUAUAAAAAACUAA